AUGAAUUACCUACGCAGGCGUCUCUCAGACAGCAACUUCAUGGCCAACCUGCCCAACGGCUACAUGACGGACCUGCAGCGCCCGCAGCCCCCUCCGCCGCCCCCCAGCGCCACCUCACCGUCGCCAGGCAGCGUCUCGCCCGCCGAAAGGCCGCCGUCGGCCCCCAGCCCGGGCGCGGGCAGCAGCGGCGGGGCCGGGGGCUUCUUCUCCUCCCUCUCCAACGCCGUGAAGCAGACGACCGCGGCGGCGGCGGCCACCUUCAGCGAGCAGGUCGUGGGGGGCGCCGGCUCCGGAGGGUCGUCGGGGCGCAGCAAAGUGCUGCUGGUGGUGGAUGAGCCAGGGACAGACUGGGCAAAAUAUUUCAAGGGGAAGAAGCUUCAUGGGGAGAUGGACAUCAAAGUUGAGCAGGCAGAGUUCUCCGACCUCAACUUGGUGGCUCAUGCCAAUGGCAACUUCUCCGUUGACAUGGAGGUUUUACGCAACGGCGUUAAGGUAGUCCGGAGCCUGAAGCCCGACUUUGUGCUGGUCCGUCAGCACGCCUUCAGCAUGGCCCGUGGAGGAGACCAUCGCGGCAUCGUGAUAGGACUGCAGUACGCAGGAGUGCCCAGCGUCAACUCCCUGCACUCUGUGUACAACUUUUGUGACAAGCCCUGGGUGUUUGCCCAGAUGGUUCGCCUCUUCCGCAAACUUGGACCAGAAGAAUUCCCACUCAUUGACCAGACCUUCUACCCCAAUCACAAGGAGAUGCUCACAACCUCCAAGUACCCAGUGGUGGUGAAGAUGGGACAUGCUCAUUCUGGAAUGGGCAAGGUCAAGGUGGAGAACCAGUAUGACUUCCAAGACAUUGCCAGUGUGGUGGCCCUCACCAAAACCUACGCCACUUCAGAGCCCUUUAUUGAUGCCAAAUAUGACGUCCGCAUCCAGAAGAUUGGCAACAACUACAAGGCCUACAUGAGAACCUCAGUCUCGGGGAACUGGAAAACCAACACAGGCUCUGCCAUGUUGGAGCAAAUAGCCAUGUCGGACAGGUACAAGCUAUGGGUGGACACUUGUUCAGAAAUCUUUGGUGGUUUGGACAUCUGUGCUGUGGAGGCUCUGCAUGGGAAGGAUGGACGGGACCACAUCAUCGAGGUUGUGGGAUCCUCCAUGCCAUUAAUUGGAGACCACCAGGAUGAAGACAAGCACCUGAUAGUGGAGCUGGUGCUGACACGCAUGGCACAGGCCAUCCCUCGCACACCUGUGCCCUCACCUGUGCGCUCGGCCUCAGGACAACAUGCCCAGGCUCAGCCAGCUCCAGCUGGGCAGCGACAAGGCCCUCCAGCCCAGCAGAGACCCCCGCCACAGGGAGGCCCGCAGCACCCACCUCCGGGCUCCCAGCGUCCUCCUUCUCAGCAGCGCCCUCCCCCACAAGGCCAGCAGCUCUCGGGCCUCUCCCCUCAGCCAGGUGGCCCCCAAAUGGGCCAGCGCCUGCCCAGCCCCACCACCCACCAGCCUCCUCCGCAGGCACAGCAGCGCCCAGCGGGGCAACGCCAGCCCGGCCCAGGAGCCCAGCAGCCUCGUCAGCAGGGUCCGCCGUCCGCGCCACAGUCCCCCCAGCCCCAGAGGGGUCCAAGCCCCAGUGGAGGCGGGCAGCAGCCGUGGCAACAAGGGUCCCCUCAGCAGCAGCAGCAGCAGCAGCAGCGGCCUGGGGGAGCAGGCCCACCCAAGGCAGCCUCCGGGGGGCCCCCAGGGUCACAGCAGCCACCGCCACAACAGCGCCCCCCAGCGGCUGGAGGUCAACCACGGCAACAUCCACGGCAGGGCAGCCAGGGGGGCCCACCUCAGCAGCGCCCUCCGGGGGCAGGAGCACAGCAGCAGCGCCCAGCACCUCCCACAACCCAACAGCCAAGGCCUAGCACUCAGGGGCAGGGCCCCGGGGGCCCCGGGCAACAAGGCGGACGCCCUCCAUCAAGCCAAGGCAAACCACAAGUGGCCCAGAAACCCAGCCAGGACCUGCCUCCUCCCCAGCCCCAGCUGAACAAAUCCCAGUCUCUGACCAAUACCUUCCCCCUUGCAGAGGCGCCGGUGCCGCGGGGGAGCCUUAGUCAGGACGAAGUGCGAGCCGAGAGCAUCCGCAGCCUCCGACAGAGCUUCGCCAGCCUCUUCUCCGACUGAGAGACUCCCCCCUCCACGCUGGGACCCCUGACACCCCCGCAACCCAGGA
This is a messenger RNA of Lacerta agilis (Sand lizard), 2203 nucleotides long. It is a transcript of the gene SYN1, whose product is annotated as synapsin I. Gene Ontology annotation, molecular function: ATP binding. Gene Ontology annotation, cellular component: synaptic vesicle membrane; synaptic vesicle. The record is from RefSeq and is a predicted model, not a curated record. Bases 1 to 2154 code for a protein of 717 amino acids. The transcript has 13 exons. Gene Ontology annotation, biological process: neurotransmitter secretion. NCBI's taxonomy places the organism in Eukaryota, Metazoa, Chordata, Lepidosauria, Squamata, Lacertidae.